UUCUAGUGCGAACUUGGUAAGUGCGAAAACGAAACGGAAAAUACUCCCCAAAUCUAGAAAUUCCUUCGUCGUUCUGAUUUUGCGGUUACAUUCCUUCACCGACUUUUUAUCUUUCUACUUAGCCUCUGAAUUCACAGAGAUUAGAGCUGAUUCUGAGGUUUCUUCACGGAAUCAGAUCAGAUGGCAGAAGAGAGAAUUCCGUCGCGGUAUGUGAAGCUGACGAAAGAUCAAGCGCCUCUGGAGGACAUUAAGCCUGGCGAGCUCAAUCAGCCGAUCCAAGUUCCACAGUUGGCUUGUCGGAAGUGUAAUGAAUGUGGGCAGCCUUUACCUGAAAGCUUUGAACCUCCUGCUGAUGAACCUUGGACGACUGGGAUAUUUGGCUGUGCUGAAAACACAGAAAGUUGCUGGACAGGACUUUUUUGCCCAUGUGUUCUCUUCGGACGUAAUGUUAAGAGAUUGAGAGAAGAUACUCCCUGGACCACCCCAUGCAUCUGUCAUGCCAUAUUUGUUGAGGGUGGCAUUGCACUUGCAGCAGCCACAGCAGCAUUCCAUGGUAUUGACCCAAGGACAUCCUUCCUUUUAUGUGAGGGGUUGUUGUUUAGUUGGUGGAUGUGUGGAAUAUACACUGGUCUCUUUCGGCAGUCACUGCAAAAGAAAUAUCAUCUCAAGAACUCGCCAUGUGACCCGUGCAUGGUGCACUGCUGCAUGCACUGGUGUGCCUUGUGCCAGGAGCACAGGGAGAUGCAGGGACGUCUAUCAGACAAUGUUGCCAUGCCAAUGACCAUCGUUAAUCCUCCUCCUGUCCAAGAGAUGAAUGCUGCUGGUGACAACCAGGAUUCUGCACCAUCCUCUGCAAAUGGCAUUGAGCAGACAAAUCUAGAAAUGCAAGCUUUGUAGGAUUCACCAUUGUUGAGGAAAAAGUAAACAGGGAAGAGCACAUCUGGUAUGCUUCAAAAGAUGAAAACGUGUUGGGAGCCCGGGGCGAGGUGUAUUUAUGAGUGACUCAAUUUUAUCAGAAGUUUUGAGUUGCCUUCAUACUGAAGUCAAUGAGGAACACCGAGUGUUUAUACUCAUUCUGAUGCAGAAAACUUGUGUUUUUCUUUGUUAAACAGUGCAGAUUCCUUGUUAAGGUGUCGUUUCAUACCAUACAUUAUUAUCAAUAUAAAUGAAACAAAAUUAAUUGACG
Messenger RNA from Ilex paraguariensis (yerba mate), 1186 nucleotides. NCBI's taxonomy places the organism in Eukaryota, Viridiplantae, Streptophyta, Magnoliopsida, Aquifoliales, Aquifoliaceae. The record is from the annotation of a GenBank genome assembly.